UAGGAGCUCGGCAGCCGAGAGACGGGCGACCGUUUUGGCCUAAGAGCUGGCGGUUGACGAGGCCGUGGGAACGGGGCACAUCCGCCAUGUUCUGCGAAAAGGCCAUGGAGCUGGUCCGUGAGCUGCAUCGCGCUCCGGAAGGGCAGCUGCCCGCCUUCAACGAGGAUGGACUCAGACAAGUUCUGGAAGAGAUGAAAGCUUUAUAUGAACAAAACCAGUCUGACGUGAAUGAAGCAAAGUCAGGUGGACGAAGUGAUUUGAUACCAACCAUCAAAUUUCGACACUGUUCUUUGUUAAGAAAUCGACGCUGCACUGUAGCAUACCUGUAUGACCGGUUGCUUCGGAUUAGAGCACUCAGGUGGGAAUACGGCAGUGUCUUGCCAAAUGCUUUACGAUUUCACAUGUCUGCGGAAGAAAUGGAGUGGUUCAAUCGUUAUAAAAAGUCCCUUGCUACUUAUAUGAGAUCACUGGGAGGAGAUGAAGGUUUGGACAUUACACAGGAUAUGAAACCUCCGAAAAGCCUAUAUAUUGAAGUAUAUUCAUCCAUGACUUCAAAGGAUUUUGCCAAUGAUGAUGAGGUUGCAAAAGUCAAGAAGGUAGUGGUUGAGAUGGCAAACAACUUUAACCUGGGUGUGGAUGAGGAUGACAUUGAGGGACUCCUAGUGGUGGUUCCUGAGGAAUUCAUGAAUGAGGAGAUGUUGGAACUGGAAAAGGAAUGCAUACCUGACUACGAGAGAGAAAUUUUCAUUAUCUAUUAUCUGCUUACAGGACAUAUUUCUGAAAACAGUGACACCCACCUCAAGAAGGGCCUCAGGCCUUCAACAGGUGUUCCAGAAAAAGGCAUUGCUAUCAUGGGAGAUGACAGCUCCACGUGUGUUAUUGUCCCUAUAGACCUUCCAGUGGGACAAGAUGUGGAGGUGGAGGACAGUGAUAUUGAUGAUCCUGACCCUGAUAGGCCUAGGCUACACUUUUUGCCUCGGUGGAAGUGUGAGCAGUUGAUUAGACAAGGGGUUCUGGAGCACGUCCUGUCAUGACUACGCAGAGGCCCUGCCAGGCUCUGCCUGCCGUGCGAGGCUGAACUCACUCACAAAUCUUCUACAUUUCACUCUCUCCACCUCCCUCUUUGAUUUUAAAUGUUAUAAACAUUCUUUAAGGUAACCAGGAAUACUUGACUAGGAGUAUAAUUUGCUAGCUGUUAAGGACUUCUGUUUUUCUAUGUUGUAUACUGUUCUUCCUACUCCUUUUUGUAAUAAACUGUGUCUGUAAUUAUAACAUUGCUACAGUUAUUACAAUAUAUUUUUAAAAUUAAAGUAAA
Messenger RNA from Galeopterus variegatus (Sunda flying lemur), 1315 nucleotides. RefSeq names its product GINS complex subunit 1 (Psf1 homolog) (gene GINS1). Gene Ontology annotation, biological process: DNA strand elongation involved in mitotic DNA replication; DNA replication. The record is from RefSeq and is a predicted model, not a curated record. The transcript is spliced from 8 exons. Bases 87 to 1034 code for a protein of 315 amino acids. Gene Ontology annotation, cellular component: GINS complex. NCBI's taxonomy places the organism in Eukaryota, Metazoa, Chordata, Mammalia, Dermoptera, Cynocephalidae.